AAGAGACGUCGGGCUACAAAGAACGGUCGUCUUGUUUGCUCCUGGAAAUGCCAAAAAUAUUUAUUUGGAAUACUUCUUCCUCGAUUUUGUUCUUGUGGUCGUUGUGACAUGUUGUUCUAGUUUGCCCAUAUGCUCCUUCUCGAUGCGUGGAAUAAUGCAUUUGCCGAGCAGAAGGAGCUGUGUGUGGAUAUAUCUCCUGUUCGUGCUGCUGGUUGUUACUGGGAAGCGGUGUCUGGGCAGCUCUCUUACUCCGUCUCAGAGGAGGUGAAUCUGGGGACCGUUGUGGGAAAUAUCGCUAAAGAUCUCAACAUCAAUGUCCAGGAUUUGGAGUCCCGCAUGUUUCAGAUCGUUGCUGGAUCAAAGAGAAAAUAUUUCGAGGUAAAUCUAAAGACUGGUGUCCUGUAUGUUAAUGAGAGAAUAGAUCGAGAGGAACUCUGCGGCAACGAACAGAAAUGUUCCCUCAGUGUAGAAGCAGUGAUUAAUAACCCUUUAAAACUGUACAGGACUGAAAUUAUAAUCUUGGAUGUAAAUGACAAUUCCCCGUCAUUUGUCAGCACGUCACAGGUAAUCAACAUUACAGAGAGCACAGCAGCAGGAGCUAAAUUCCCUCUGCAUCCAGCUCACGAUGCAGACGUCGGUAAAAAUACUGUAAACAGCUACAAGCUGAGCCAGAAUGAACACUUCUCUCUCGUCACACAUAAAGGAGAGAGUGUAGUCCCCGAAUUAUUACUCCAGAAAGUUUUAGACCGAGAAAAACAGUCUGUGAUCCGACUCACAGUGACUGCCAUUGAUGGAGGAACUCCUGCUAAAUCUGGCACUAUGGUGAUUAUAGUAAAUGUGUUGGAUAGUAAUGAUAACCAUCCGGUCUUCACUCAAACUCUGUACAAAGUGAGUAUGUACGAGAACACUAAGAUUGGAACAUCAAUUAUAACAUUAAAUGCGACAGAUCUGGAUGCAGGUCAAAAUGGACAAGUAUUAUAUUCAUUCAGUGCAGGAGGCCGAGGAAAAGAAACGGAUCUGUUUACUAUAGAUGAAAAAACUGGAACGGUAACAAAUAAAAAGAAUAUCGACUUUGAAGAAAAUAAUGCUUUUGAGAUUCGAGUACAAGCCAGUGAUGGAGCUUCUUCUCCUCUCACCUCACAUGCCAAAUUAUUGAUUGAAGUUUUAGACGUCAACGACAAUGCCCCUGAAAUAUCUGUUACGUCAUUGUUAAACACCGUGAAAGAGGAUAUACCUAUCGGCACCGCCAUUGCACUAGUUUCAGUAUCUGAUAAGGACGGGGGUAAAAAUGCGAUGGUGAACUGUAAAAUCUCCAAUAAUGUUCCGUUUAAAUUAGAGUCAAAUUAUAAGAAUUACUACUCGUUGGUGGUGGACGGUCCUCUGAACAGAGAGAGCUCAGCUGAAUACAACAUCAGCAUCACUGCUACUGAUGAGGGCAGCCCACCUCUCUCCAGCACGAGCGUCAUUAAUGUCCACGUCUCAGAUGUGAAUGAUAACAAACCUCUAUUCACAGAAAACAUAAUCAAUGUCUAUGUGAAAGAAAACAGUCCAGUAGGAGCAGUUUUAAAAACUGUUUCAGCAACUGAUGCUGACAUCGAUCAGAAUGGUCAGGUGAGCUAUUCAGUUUUACAAAGUAACAGUAACUCACUGCCGUUAUCUACAAUGGUGAAUAUCAACUCAGAGACUGGAGAUAUAGUCAGCCUGCAGUCUUUUAACUAUGAGGAGUUGAAAACGUUUCAGUUUAAAGUUCAGGCCACAGACUCUGGUGUUCCUCCGCUCAGCAGCAACGUGACUGUCAACGUUUUAAUCCUGGAUGAAAAUGACAAUAAUCCAACAAUUCUCGCGCCAUAUUCUGAGCACGGCUCCGUUAACAGUGAGAGCAUCCCCUAUUCUGCUGAAGCGGGAUACUUUGUGGCAAAGAUCAGGGCUGUAGACGCAGACUCUGGAUACAAUGCGCUGCUCUCUUAUCACCUCUCUGAGCCCAAAGGAAACAACCUCUUCCGCAUCGGAACCAGCACCGGAGAAAUCAGGACUAAGAGGAGAAUGAGUGACAAUGACCUGAAAACUCACCCCUUGGUGGUGUUGGUGUCUGAUAACGGAGAACCCUCCCUGUCAGCUACUGUGUCUAUUGAGGUGGUGGUGGUUGAGAGCACAGCUGACAUCCAGACUCAGUUCAGACAUGUGCCCAUAAAGGAGGACAGCUUCUCUGCGCUGAACCUGUAUCUGCUGAUCGCCAUUGUGUCGGUGUCAGUCAUCUUUCUGCUCAGCCUCAUCAGUUUAAUAGCUGUCAAAUGCCACAGGACAGACGGCACUUUCAGCAGGUACAGCGCCCCAAUGAUCACCACCCACCCUGACGGGAGCUGGUCUUACUCCAAAGCUACUCAGCAGUAUGACGUGUGUUUCAGCUCAGACACACUCAAGAGUGACGUAGUGGUUUUCCCCGCACCGUAUCCGCCNGGGAGCUGGUCUUACUCCAAAGCUACUCAGCAGUAUGACGUGUGUUUCAGCUCAGACACACUCAAGAGUGACGUAGUGGUUUUCCCCGCACCGUAUCCGCCUGUUGAUGCUGAGCUGAUCAGUAUUAAUGGAGGAGACACUUUUACCAGAACUCAGACUUUACCCAACAAAGAAAAGUGGCACUGGAGUGGCAACGGCGCUGACGACGGUGCUGGAUUAGGUUUCUGUACCCUUGGGCUUCAACCCAACUAA
Epinephelus moara (kelp grouper) is the source of this 2709-nucleotide messenger RNA. RefSeq names its product protocadherin alpha-10-like. Gene Ontology annotation, biological process: homophilic cell-cell adhesion. The transcript has 4 exons. The record is from RefSeq and is a predicted model, not a curated record. Bases 130 to 2709 code for a protein of 859 amino acids. Gene Ontology annotation, cellular component: plasma membrane. Gene Ontology annotation, molecular function: calcium ion binding. NCBI's taxonomy places the organism in Eukaryota, Metazoa, Chordata, Actinopteri, Perciformes, Serranidae.